Molecule: messenger RNA, 939 nt
Organism: Ostreococcus tauri
Lineage: Eukaryota; Viridiplantae; Chlorophyta; Mamiellophyceae; Mamiellales; Bathycoccaceae
Product: tRNA/rRNA methyltransferase, SpoU
Exons: 1
Coding region: 1-939 (312 amino acids)
Biological process (GO): tRNA nucleoside ribose methylation
Cellular component (GO): cytosol
Molecular function (GO): RNA binding
Source: RefSeq, a predicted model, not a curated record
AUGCCCGUCCAAAAUGACGGUAGAGACGACGACAGUGUCACGCAUCGCGUCGUGCGCUACGUUUACCCCGGUUCGACGCCUCGAAACGGUCGAGUCAUCGACUUGGGUGAAAUAUCCGCCGCCGCCUGCGCGUCGCUCGAUGUCGACGCUUUGCUUCGCCGCGACGGCGUCGAGCUCGAGCGAUGGACGUACAGGGUGUACGACAACGAUUUAGAGGGGUGGCGUCUGUUGAUGGGUGAGGGGAUACCGCGGGCGUGUUGGUCCAAGGCGAACGCGGCGGCGGCCACGCGAUGCGAGCUCGCGUUGGAGGAACGGAGGUGCAGAGCGGUUCAGACGUGCUCGCCCUCGACGUCGGAAGUCACAGAGGGUGAGGGUGGCUGGGAUAGCGUGACGGCGCCGAGACCGGGUGCGCAGGACGGUUUCUUUGGGAUUGGAAUAUAUAACGGGAAGAAUGAAAACAACCUCGGUACGCUGUGGCGGACGUCGUAUCAACUCGGUGCCGCUUACGCGUUCGUGGUCGGUCGUCGGUUCAAGAAGGAGUCGUCGGACACAGCGAAUACGCAUCAACAUAUUCCCAUGUAUACGUACGAGGAUUGGAAUGACUUUCGGAGGAACACACCCUACGGCGCGGUGCUCGUGGCGGUAGAAAUGGGUGGCGAGCCGCUGGAGACAUUUGAGCACCCGAAGAAUUGCGUGUACGUACUAGGUAGUGAGGACACCGGUCUAAACACCAGCAUGCUCCGCGCGUGUCGUCACCACGUCGCAUUACCCGCAACUCGCACGGCGAGCUAUAACGUCGCCGUUACCGGCGCCAUUCUGAUGUAUGACCGCGAGAUAAAGCGUCGGGAGCGCGCUCGAGCCGCCGCCGCGCGCGCCGCGACGGCGACGCCGAAUCGUCGAGACGGCAUCGACAGCGUCAAACCUCACAAAGUCGGAUGA